Messenger RNA from Scleropages formosus (Asian bonytongue), 6777 nucleotides. It is a transcript of the gene malrd1, whose product is annotated as MAM and LDL receptor class A domain containing 1. The transcript has 40 exons. Gene Ontology annotation, molecular function: protein binding; alpha-L-arabinofuranosidase activity. Gene Ontology annotation, biological process: L-arabinose metabolic process. Bases 1 to 6777 code for a protein of 2258 amino acids. NCBI's taxonomy places the organism in Eukaryota, Metazoa, Chordata, Actinopteri, Osteoglossiformes, Osteoglossidae. Gene Ontology annotation, cellular component: membrane. The record is from RefSeq and is a predicted model, not a curated record.
AUGAUGCCCGGCUACCUGGCGCUCUGCGCCCUCUGCUUCCUGGUGACGACGGGGCAAAGUUGCGCGCCGUUGGAACUGGACUGCCCCACCGGGGGCCACCAUGAGCCCUGGGACACUGAGUCUGAUCUUCAGGACCACCAUGGAGGCGGCAGCUCCAGCUUGGAUGGGUGCGACUUCGAGGAAGGGCUCUGCACCUUCUCCCACAGCAAUGAUGCUCCCACCGCCUGGACCAGGAGAACAGGUCUGAACGCCACCGGUCCCUCUUGCGACCACACGGGGCGAAGGACAGGACAUUACCUUUUGCUGUCAGGUCCCAAUGGAACACGGCCUCUCGCUAGGUGGAGAAGUGUUGUUCUUCUUCCGACCAACUCCUGUGAGAUGUCCUUCUACCAUCACUUUGGGCGAGUAAGCGGUGCACUGCAAGUCCUGACCCAAACGCACGCUGCCGGUCCGCUCCAGCAGGUCUGGUCGCGGUCACAGUUGGGGUCGGGACCCCCAGAGGAGGCACUGUGGGUCAGGACUACGGUCUCCCUCAGCAGCACCCAAAGGUUCCAGGUCAUCUUGCAAGGGGAGCUGUACGACGUCAGCAGCCCCUCGGAGGUCCUGGCCAUUGAUGACAUUGGAUUUGACAAGGGCUGCAUCAUAGUCCCCGAUGGCUGCUGUGGCUUUGAGUCAGGCCUGUGCGGCUGGCGGAGCAGGACGGCGCACAGACCCAUGGGAUGGCGACGGGUGAAGCCGGAGGACAUCUCUUUCAAUGGCAAAGCGCCUGCUGUGGACCACAGUGAAGGCUCCGCCCAUGGCCACUACCUUUGGCUGGAUGGGGGUUCCAGUGCCUCUGCUGCUGUUGCCCACCUCGAAAGCCCCACCUUCCCCUCCUCAGGGGCCAUCUGCAACCUCAGCUUUCAGUACAGCCUUUGGGGCCACAGUGACCUGAGGGUGUGGCUUCGCACCGCUGGGGGAAACCAGGUUUUGUUCCACGGCGACCAAGGAAAAGAGGACAUGUGGACGGGGGUCAACAUCCCGCUUUCUGGCCAGGAGGAAUUCGAGGUUGUUCUCGAAGGCCGUGUUGAUGGUGAGAUGGCGUUCUUGGCCCUGGACAGCGUCCGCUUUGCUGACUGUCCUUGGUUGACCUUGGGGAGCACAGCACUACGGGAGGGCACAGCCUGCGCGGCCGCCUGCUCCUUCGAGUCGGGCUGGUGCCACUGGGAACCUCUGGGCUGCGGAGAUCCAGGUUGGAAGCGAGUGGACGGCCGUUCCGGUGAUUACCCUGGAGCCCCCAGCGCAGACCAUACGCCGGGCACUGGAACUGGGUCCUUCGCUUUCGUGGGAGGCACUGCCAAUCACUCUGCUGUGGCAGCGCUUGGAAGUCCAGUCCUGAUUAAAGUUCCAGAAGCCCCGCCUCCUUGUCAGCUGAGGUUUUGGUACCAGUUAUCCGACGGGGCAGAGCUGAGAAUCCUCACUUGGACCACCCUGGGAAAAGACUUUGCUCACCUGGCCAGCCUUCAUGACCCCACUGGUGCAUCUUGGCGGUACCUGGAGGUUGACAUAAAGUUGGAAGGUCCUGAAAAUAAGAUGCCUUUCCAGCUGGUGCUCCUAGCCUCCUUGAAUGGGAAACUUGCAGCAGUGUCCUUGGAUGACAUCCAGGUGACGCCACCAUGCUCCCUGGCUAAUGUGUCCCUUCCCAUUCCUGGUGGAAACAUCUCAGACUGCGGCCCCAUAAUGCUCUUCACCAGUGACCCCUGCCCACUACAUGUGUCGGUGGACCUUGAUGGACACGCCCUAGUCACCAGAGUCAGUGAGGGCCAGGACGCUGUCUUUGCCCUACUGACCCCUGGUCUGCACCAGGGCCUGCAUGGCUCUGCCUCCCUGCAGUGGGCAGCCAAUGCCUCCCUCUACCUGCGCCACCCUGCCUCAGGGGUGGGCCCCAUGACCGUGGGGGAGGUCACGGGUGUGGGUACCAUCAUGGCAUCGUUCUGGAUGUCCAGAGACAAGUGGAUGCCUGGGUCAGUGACCCUGGAGGCGGUCACUCUGCCAGGUCACUAUAUACACCAGAGGGGUGGGGCGGUCUGGGUUGCCGCAGAUGACAAGACCCCAAGCUUCCGGGAGAGUGCCAGCUGGAGAAUGAUCCCCGUGCCCCCUCCGCCACUCCCCUGCCCUCCCGAUUUCUUCCAGUGCCGCACCGGAGAGUGCAUCAGCGUAUGCAAAGUGUGUGACUUCACGGCUCACUGCCCUGGUGGAGAGGAUGAGACUCAUUGCCCUGAAUACUGUGACUUUGAGCGGGACCCAUGCGGCUGGUACGAAUUUGCUGCUGGAGACGGCUUCGACUGGGUCAGGAGCUCGGCCGUCGCGAUUCCCCCUGAGUUUCAGGGCAAGACCCCACCGUGGGACCACACCAUGAACUCCGCGGAGGGACAUUUCAUGUUUGCGCUGAAGAACAGGACCAGGUUGGCCCAGAAGGCCAUCCUCAGGAGUCCUAAGUACAGCCAGGCUGGCCCUGGGUGCACCAUCACUUUCUGGCACUACAACUCAGGCCAUUCAGUGGGCGCAGCAGUUCUGUACCUGCUUGUCGAGGGCAUGGACAACAUCACGAUGCUCUGGCGGACACUGUAUGAUCAAGGUGACCAAUGGCACAACGCAACCGUGCACCUGGGCCGAGUCGCCAGGCCCUUCCAGCUCUCCCUGUCCAAGCUCAGCCUGACCUUCUUUGAUGGCAUCUCUGCCCUGGACGAUGUUGUCUUCCAUAAUUGCUCCCUGCCACCGCCGGUCCAGGAGUGCCUUGGGGAAGACCGCUUCCACUGCACCAGCAGUCGUGGCUGCAUCGCCCGGUCAUUGGUGUGUGACCUGGUGGAUGACUGUGGGGACGGAUCUGAUGAAGAGGGCUGCUCUCCAGAUCUGCAGUGCAGCUUUGAAGAGGGCCUGUGCAGCUGGACGCAGGAGUUGGAGGGUGACGUGUUCGACUGGACCCGCAUCCAGGGCCCCACGCCCACACCCGACACGGGACCCUGGCGGGACCACACCCUUGGCCACAUCAAUGGACAUUACCUCUUCAUCGAAGCCUCUUCCCCACAGGAGUUUAUGGACACAGCUGUGCUGGUGAGCCGCGGUUUCCUACCCACCACCAAACCGCAGCCCCCCAGUUCUGACACCCGCAACUGCAUCUUCCGCUUCAACUACCACAUGUAUGGAAAGCAUAUCUUCCGCCUGGCUGUGUUCUUGCGCACAGCUGCCAGUGGGCGAGGCCAGACGCUGUGGGCUCGCUACGGCGACCAGGGGAACCUUUGGCACAGGCAAGAGCUUGUGAUCACCAGCAGCCAGCCCUUCCAGAUUCUGGUGGAGGGCAUGGUGGGCGACGACUUCAAUGGAGACAUCGCUAUUGACGAUUUGUCCUUCCUGGAUUGCUUUCCAUACGAUGGAGAAUUCCCCUCGCCGGGCUCCACUCCGUCUCCAGUCACUGUUCUGCCGUCCACGAGCAUUCCCCACACGUGUGCCAAUGGACAGAUGGUGUGCGCCACCACUGGGUACUGUGUCGAUCUGGCCAAGAGGUGCAACUUCCAUCCGGAUUGCCCCGACGGUGCGGACGAGCUGGAUUGCGUGAAGGAGCGAUGUGAUUUCGAAGGGGGUGACACUUGUGGGUGGUACCGCAGCUGGUCCAAUGGCUCCCUGCAUGUGUUCCGGUGGUUUUCAGGUCAAGGCCAGUCCAUUCAUCAUGGGGAAGAGUACCACCGACCGGCCAAUGAUCACACCCUAGGCACCCCCAAGGGCUGGUACAUGUAUGCCGACAGUUCCAACGGAGGUUAUGGCCAAAUCAAUGACCUCCUGACCCCCAUCAUCUCCAACACGGGCCCCCGGUGCACUUUAGUCUUCUGGUACCACAUGAGUGGCUUCACAGUGGGAACACUACAGGUGUUGAGCAAAUUCGGAAGCAAGACCCACGAGCUCUGGUCCCAGAGUGGCAACCAGGGCUACCUCUGGAAGCGUGGAGAAGUCUUACUGGGAAUCCAUCACAACUUCCAGGUGAUUCUGCGGGCGAAGCGCGGCAUCAGCUACCUGGGCGACGUGGUGGUGGACGACGUCUCGUUCCAGGACUGUGUGCCACCGCAAGCUCCCACGGGGCCGUGCACGUUGGAGGAGUUUGCCUGCGCCAACGGCUACUGCAUCCCUUCCGAGCACCUUUGUGACUUCAUCGACGACUGCGGGGACUGGUCUGAUGAGAACCCCUACAUCUGCAUCGGCUUCAAUGGCCGCUGCAACUUUGAGUUCGACCUCUGCUCCUGGCACCAAUGUCAGCAUAAUGACUUCAACUGGCUGACCAAGGCGGGCGGCGCCUCCAUGGGGGGCACGGGCCCCUCCACCGACCACACCGUGAGAGACCCCUCGGGCCACUACAUCUACCUGAAGAGCUCCUUCCCGCAGACAGAAGGGGACAUCUCUCGGAUUGUGAGCCCUAUGUUGAGCUCGAGGAGCCGGCAAUGCAAGGUUGUAUUUUACCUCCACAUGUCUGGGGACGGGGUUGGCACGCUCAGCAUCAUGUUAGGGAGGUCCCCCCACGAUCAGCAGCUGCUGCUCAACCUGACGGGUGACCAGGGUAACUACUGGCAAGGCCACGAGGUCCCGCUCUCUUCCACCAAGGACUUUCAGCUUGUGUUUGAGGGCAAGGUGGGAAAGAGGGGAGAUAUCUGCCUGGAUGACAUCACCUUCACCCGUGGCUGUCUGUUGUCCUCAUCCCCGGGGCUUUUGGAAGCCAUGCCCCCACCUCCUUCAGACUCCUGCCCCCGAGGAUACCUGGGCUGUGGGAACGGCCAUUGCUUCCAGCCAGAGAAGAGCUGUAACUUCGUGGAUGACUGUGGUGACGGGUCCGACGAGGCCAACUGCGGCACUUCCUGCACCUUUGAGAGCGGCCGCUGUGGCUGGAAGAACUCCCAGGCUGACAGCUUUGACUGGUCUCUGGGCACAGGCUCCGCCCAGAGCUUCCAGCCUCCCGUGGACCACACAUUACAGACUGAGAACGGUCACUUUGUCUACCUGCAGGCCACACCCAUAGGCCUAAGAGGCGACAAGGCUCACAUGAAGAGCUCUGUGUGGAAGAAAUCCAGCCCCACCUGUAAGCUGACCUUCUGGUACUACCUGUCUUCCAAAGCCACCGGCAUCAUGCGCCUCCUCGUCAAGACCAGCAGUGGGAUCAAGGAGGUGUGGAACAUCACGGGGAACCAGGGGGCCCGCUGGAACCGGGCUGAGGUGCCCCUGCGCAAGAUGAGGAACUUUCAGCUCAUCUUCGAGGGGAUCCGAGCACACGACAUGAGUGGGGGAGCUGCUUUGGAUGACCUUGAGUUCUCCAACUGUGCUCCAAAACUUGUGCUCCCAGGAUCCUGCCCCUCCAUCACUGACUUCGUGUGCCAGAAUGGCGACUGCAUCGAGUCCCACCUGGUGUGCGACAAUAAGGCCGACUGCAUGGACGAGUCGGAUGAGCUCGACUGCAGACACAUCCUGGCCCUUCCAGGGGCCUGUAACUUCAAUGUCCCCGACUCCCACUCCUGGGAGGAAGUCUGUCAGCUCAGCCAGAACACAGAUGAUGACUUUGACUGGAAGGUGGGCCACACCAGGGAGACCCCAGGCACAGGGCCCACAGCAGACCACAGCCCCGAUGGAUGCGGCAAAUUCCUAUACAUUCACUCUGCCGUGCAGAGGGAGGGCGACGUUGCCAGGAUCACAACCAGAAUUCCUUUCGCUGCAAGCAUUGGUGUGUGCCACCUCCGGUUCUGGUACUACAUGUUUGGAUCUCACCGAAUGGGUACCCUAAAGGUGUACACUGUUGGGGAGACCGGGACAGACCUGCUGAUGUGGGCCGCCAGCGGUAACCACGGCGACCGGUGGAAGUACGCCAGCGUGGCGCUCUCCAACACCCAGCACUUCCGAGUGGCCUUCGAGGCAGAGGCAGGGGGAGAUGUGCGGACGGACGUCGCCCUGGACGACAUCUCCUACACCGCGGAAUGUGCCGUGGGAGCCCCUGUGACUCCAGAACCAGUGACUUGCCAGCCAGACUUGUUCCAGUGUCUUCACGAGUUCCAGUGCAUCCCGCGCAGCUGGCAGUGUGACGGCGAGAAGGACUGCGCCGACCUGUCUGAUGAGGAGCAGUGUCCCACCCGCAUUCCGGGAACUGUGCCCCCCCAGGACCGCUGCGGUCCGGGACGUUACCAGUGUACAGACGGCCGCUGCCUUGCCUCCCUGUUUCGCUGUGAUGGGGUCCCUGAUUGCCCACAUGGUGAAGAUGAGUUUAGUUGCCCACUACUGAGGUGUUCAGACGGAGCCCUAGUUUGCGAGGAAACAGCCAAAUGUAUCCCAUCUUGGCAGCGCUGCGACGGCACCGCCCACUGCCUGCCCUUCCUGCCCGAUGAGUCCAGCUGCCAAGAGUGUCCCCCGGGAUACUGCAUGAAUGGAGGGAUCUGCCAUUUGAAGAAGUUGGGACCUUUGUGUAGGUGCGCUCCGGGCUGGGUAGGCAAUCGCUGCCAUGUGAGGGAGAAGCCCCAACCCCCCGUGUCUCCAACAGGGCCUACGGGCAGGGGGCCAGAUGCUGUGUUAACCAGCCUGGUGGCAGGGCUGGUCCUGCUGGUGGCCGGAGUGAUUGUUAUCGUCCUCCUCCUGUACCACAGGAAGCUUCGUCCGUGCAGUGACUCUGAUGGAAUGGAUGUGGCAAUUAUGGGUAACCCAGAGCUACACCUUUUUGGUCGCAAGGUGAGAGUAUUUUUCAUUUCAGGUAUUAACAUGUCAGGGGUUCCAUGA